AUGCUCGUGCAAGAGCUCUCUACCUCACGCCGGCCGGCCAAGGACAAGGCCACCUUUUAUGCGCUUUUGCCGCCCGCGGUCGAAUUCGUUCAAGGAUCGUCUACCGGUACGCUGGUCGUCGGCCACACAAAGCUCAAACCAAUCAACGCCUCUCCUGAAUCCCAGACCGAGCCGAACACGACCAAGGCUCGCCGUGGCUCUGCACACGAGAACGCCGUCGCAUCUUCUUCUGCCUCUUCGCCUGACGCACUCGACACUUCUUGGGCGUUUCUCCAGGAGGUCGGAGCAGGGCUCAACAAUACCGGCAAUACAUGUUUCCUAAACAGCGCGCUGCAAUGUCUGAUCCACACCGCUCCCCUCGCGAACGUGAUCAAGGGUCAUGAGUGUCGCGUGAGAAAGGGCUUCUGCAUGUCUUGCGGGCUCAAGGCCGUCGUAAUGGACUCGUUGAUGAAUAAGAAGAGGAGCUUGACACCGUACAUGAUCACGAACGGCCUGAAAUCCAUCGCUAAGCACAUGGUCCGCGGAAGGCAAGAAGACUCGCACGAGUUCUUGCGCUUUGCCGUCGAUGCGUUGCAGAAGUCAUGUCUUGUUGGAUAUGGACCUAAACCGGACCCGAAGAUCGCCGAGUCAACUUGGGUGCACAAAAUCUUCGGCGGUCGACUACGCUCUCGUGUAACUUGUAGUCAAUGCAAGCACAACAGUGACACCUUCGACAAUAUAUUGGACCUCAGUCUCGAGAUCACCGGCACGCGCAAUCUCAAUGAGGCGUUGAAGAAGUUCACCAAGGUGGAUCAUUUGACGGGCCAGAACAAGUACAAGUGUGAGAAGUGCAAGAAACUGGUCUCCGCUCAGAAGCGCUUCACGGUCGAUCAAGCGCCGAACGUGCUUACCAUCCACCUCAAACGCUUCUCUCCCCUCGGUCGCAAGAUCGGGCAGCAAGUGGACUAUGACCAGCACAUAUCCCUCGACGAUGUCAUGUCCGAGGCGCCACCAGCCCCGCUGGCUUAUACGCUCUACGGCGUCAUCUGUCAUGCUGGCGGCGGUCCCAACUCCGGCCACUACUAUGCGUUCGUCAAAGGUGGGAGGGGGGCAUGGUAUGAGAUGAACGACGAGUCUGUCACACGUUGUCGCCCCGCAACUUCGCUUAAGAGCGCGUACAUCCUGUUCUAUAUUCGCGACUCGACGGCUCGUUCCAAUGGCGUGCGGGAGCGUCCCGUAACCCCGGUUAGCACGACGCCCAAGCAGACGCCGUUGAACGCGCCUCAAAAGGGUGUUGUCGCGGCAAUGGGCAAGAAACGCAAGACUCCCGACUCUGCCUCUGCCACGCCCGAGCCCGCGACGAAGAGGCCUUUCAUUGGACCUCAACUCUCCACAAAGGACGAUACGCCCGUCACGUCGUCUAAGUUCAAGAAGGUCGGGGAGCAUGCGCCUUCCAGCUCGUCUGCGUCCAUGGCAGAGACAACUGCCGCUCUAGGUUCCCUAUCGGCUUACGGCGACGAUGAAGAUGAUGAUGAUGGUGAUAAGGCGGCCACUCCGGAGUCAGCGCCGUCGACGCUUAAGACUCCCGUCGCGCCCGCGCCCGCUCACCGUCCGCUGACGCCGGGUCCCAUCGCGCCCAGCAACUUCUACGGCGCGGCGUCUUCCACAUCCGCGGGCACGAAACGCAAGGCUGAAGAGGACUUGCGAGAGAAGAGCGGAUUGCCGAAGAACUUCACUGGUCGACAGGUCACGUACGGCAGGCGUGCGAAGAAGCAGAUUAACUUCAAGAAGUUGCAGAACGGUGUCACAGCGAUGUAA
Peniophora sp. CBMAI 1063 is the source of this 1797-nucleotide messenger RNA. Lineage: Eukaryota; Fungi; Basidiomycota; Agaricomycetes; Russulales; Peniophoraceae. The record is from the annotation of a GenBank genome assembly.